AUGUCUUGUUUCGAGGCUUUCAACAUAACUGGAAGAAUUUUCCGAAAGUCCCCUCCACGAACUACAACAUUGCCUCCGAAUGGCAUAUCUGAAUCAAGUAUCGAUUUCAUUGUCUUGUCAAUUGCUAUUCCUACUUCGUUGUACUCGCAUGCUUCUGGUAUUAAGACUCUCAGUGGGUCAAAUUUCUCCGAAUGGUAUGAACAAAUUCAGUUCACCUUGGGUGUUAUGGAUUUGGACUUAGCAUUGCUUACUGAAAAACCUGGGGAAAUAACGGAUGCUAACAGUGGCCUUCCUGAGGUUGACAAUGCUAUGGAACUGUUAACGGCUAUUAAAGAACGCUUUAAAUCAGCGGACAAGUCGUUAGCAGGGACACUCAUGGCUGAAUUGACUACCAUGAAAUAUGGUGGUGACAAGGGAAUUCAGGAACACAUCCUAAAUCGGACUGAUAAGGCUGCCAAACUUGGAGCUCUUGGCAUGAAAGUGGAAGAGUCCUUCCUUAUUUAUGUUUAA
Erythranthe guttata (spotted monkey flower) is the source of this 510-nucleotide messenger RNA. The record is from RefSeq and is a predicted model, not a curated record. Lineage: Eukaryota; Viridiplantae; Streptophyta; Magnoliopsida; Lamiales; Phrymaceae.